Messenger RNA from Sporisorium graminicola, 819 nucleotides. RefSeq lists its product as uncharacterized. The transcript has a single exon. NCBI's taxonomy places the organism in Eukaryota, Fungi, Basidiomycota, Ustilaginomycetes, Ustilaginales, Ustilaginaceae. The record is from RefSeq and is a predicted model, not a curated record. Bases 1 to 819 code for a protein of 272 amino acids.
AUGGCGUGGAACGACGACCUCCUCCUCAAAGUGGCCAACAUUGUCGCCUAUGUCUUCUUCACCACGGGCAAUGUCUACUCGCAGCUUGGCGUGGGCGCCAACCCGGUGGUGCAGGAGACCUACCUCACGCCCGAACGAUGGAUCUACGGCGUCUGGCCCUUCAUCCACUUCCUCUUCCUCGGUAUGAUCAUCUACCAGUUUACCGACUCGGGCCACGCGCACGUCGUCAACGGCAUCGGCUGGCGCUUCCCUGGUCUGUGCAUCCUCAACGCCAUCUACUCGGGCCUCAUCUCGUCGCAGAUCAACACGCACCACGACCGAAUCUACGCCAUUCUCGCGUUCAUCGUGAUGCUCCUCAUCGCGGGUACCGUGUCGCACUGCUACCGCUCGCUCAAGGUGCACCACUCUGCCAACAACUUGGCCGACACGGUGUUGGUGCAUCUGCCCUUCAGCCUGUACCAUGGCUUUGUCGUGGUGCUGUUGUUUGUCACUGGAUUUGAGGCCUUUGGCGUCAACGCUUUCACCCACAAGGCCGGCAUCAUCACCAAGAUUGUCGUCUUCCUCUCGCUGCUUUUCCUCGAGUCCACCGCGGCCGGCUACGUGUGGUACUCUGAGGGCGACGUGGCCGGUGCGCUGGUGAUCAGCUUGAGUCUGCUGGCCAUCUUCCAGCACCAGACGUCGAGCAAGUUCAUCCACUGGUCCGCGCUCGCUUUCUUUAUCAUCAGCUUGAUCGCCGUUCUUCGCGCCGUGCUGUCCAUCUUCACUAGCAGGAACAGGACUGCCAUCACCGACGAAGAGCGUGCCCCUCUCGUUGGCUGA